This is a messenger RNA of Benincasa hispida (wax gourd), 2036 nucleotides long. RefSeq names its product (-)-germacrene D synthase-like. The record is from RefSeq and is a predicted model, not a curated record. Gene Ontology annotation, biological process: diterpenoid biosynthetic process. NCBI's taxonomy places the organism in Eukaryota, Viridiplantae, Streptophyta, Magnoliopsida, Cucurbitales, Cucurbitaceae. Gene Ontology annotation, molecular function: terpene synthase activity; magnesium ion binding.
GCUUAUUGAGAGAGACAUAGAUCACUAAGAAAAACUAAAGCCCUUCUCAUUUUUCAGCAAAAAAUGGCCUCCCAAAUUUUAUCAUCUCUACUAAUUACUCCACAAAAUAAUAAUGCAUCAUCCAUCAAUGGUGACACUCGUCCAUUAGCAAAAUUUCCACCAAGUACAUGGGGAGAUUAUUUUCUUGCUAAAAGUUUUGGGACGACCAUGAAAAGGGAAGAUAGUGUUGAGGAAAAAGUGCAAGAACUGAAAGAGAAAGUGAGAAACUUGUUAAUCACUAGUGUUGAGAAUCCUUCCCAACAACUAAAUUUGAUUGAUUCAAUCCAACGAAUGGGAGUUGCUUAUCAUUUUGAUAUCGAGAUCAAUGAAAUUUUGGAUCAUGGUUAUAAAAAUUACAUUGACACAAAUGAUGAUGACCAAAAUGAUGAAGAUCUUCAUAAUAUCGCUCUCAAGUUUCGUUUGCUAAGACAACAAAGAUAUCCUAUUUCAUGUGAUAUUUUUGACAAGUUUAUAGACGACGAAGGGAAUUUCAAGGAAUCACUUGUCAAAGAUGUACGAGGAAUGCUAAGUUUAUACGAUGCAUCUCAUAUGCAAAUGCAUGGAGAAGACGUGCUCGAACGCGCCCUAGCUUUCACCACCGCAAACUUGAGAGCAAUUAUCAAUAAUAGUAAUGCAAGCCAUGGAGAAGAAGGAAGAUAUGCAUUGAAAUGGCCUCUCUUCAAAGCCAUGCCAAGGCUUGCAGCAAAGAAUUACAUAUCUUUCUAUGAGAAAGAUCCUUUGCAUAACCCUACUUUGCUUUCCUUUGCCAAGCUUGAUUAUAAUUGCUUGCAAAAGCUUUACCAGAAAGAACUACAUGAAAUCUCAAGGUGGUGGAAAGACUUGAAGUUGGUGGAAAAGCUAUGCUUUGCAAGAGAUAGAUGUGUGGAAUGUUAUAUUUGGGCAUUGGGGCUAUGCUUUGAGCCUAAGUAUUCUCUUGCUAGAAAAAUUACAUCCAAAAUUGCCAUGAUUGCUUCAAUUUUGGAUGAUAUAUAUGAUGCUUAUGGUACGUUUCAAGAACUCCAACAAUUCACACAUGCAAUCCAAAGGUGGGAUGUAAAUUGCAUUGAGGGACUUCCAAAAUACAUGAAAGUGUGUUAUAAAGCUCUAAUGGAUAUUUAUAGAGAAAUUGAACAAGACAUUAGCAAGGAUGACAAUGCCUAUGCCAUUCACUAUGCCAAAGAAGCUAUGAAAAUGCAAGCAAACUAUUUCUUUAGUGAAGCUAAAUGGUAUAAUGAUGGACAUACACCAACAAUAGAGGAGUACUUGAGAGUUGCAAGAGUAACUUGUUACUAUUUGCUUUCUCCCAUUUCAUUUCUUGGCAUGGGAAAUGAUGCUUCAAUUGAGGCAUUUGAAUGGAUCAAGGGUGACCCCAAAUCACUUAUUGCCUCGGGAGUCAUUAGUAGAAUCAUGAACGAUAUUACUUCUCACAAGUUCGAGCAAGAGAGAGGUCAUGUUGUUUCUACAGUUGAAUGUUAUAUGACACAAUAUGGCGUAUCAGAAAAAGAGGCUAUUGAAGAAUUAGAGAAACAAGUUAACAAUGGUUGGAAGAAUAUUAUCGAAGAUUAUGUGCAAUCUACCAAUGUCCCCUGUACUAUUUUUAUGCGUAUUGUGAAUCUUGCUCGAGUGUCAAAUCUCUUUUACAAGGAUGAAGAUGGAUACACACAUCCAAAUGGAGAAACCAAACUUCUCAUCACUUCUUUACUUGUUGAUCCAAUUCCAAUCUAAAUCGAGGGGUCUCGAUAUGGAUCGAAUAAUAUGUAAUAAUUUAAAUACUUGGAAUAAAGAAUAAAACAUGGUUAAAGAUACCAGCCAAUAACACGUGUGAUCUAUCAUAGUCAUAUUUGUCCCGGACAUGUAUAUAUAUAUAUUAAUAUUAUUAAAAAUUCAGAUUGGGUUAGGUCAUUCCGAAUUUUAAAAAUUGUAACUCGACCCACCCAACCCGAAAAAAUUAUAAAAAAUUCAAUCCAACUUAACCCAAAAAUAAAACUAACCCAAUC